This is a messenger RNA of Carica papaya (papaya), 2572 nucleotides long. The record is from RefSeq and is a predicted model, not a curated record. Lineage: Eukaryota; Viridiplantae; Streptophyta; Magnoliopsida; Brassicales; Caricaceae.
AGUUGUCCCUCCGUCUUACCUACUCUCUUCUUCCUCUUUAACUUCGAUAGGAAGGAAAUUCUCAAAGUUGUGGAUCACAGUCUUGACAUGCUCAGAUCUUAGAUCAGGAUAUCUCUGUCUUCUUUUUGUUUAUAAUUUUUUUUUCUAAUACUCAUAAUAUAUUGAGUUAUUAAUAGGAAAAUAAAAGAAUGGAAAAAACGAGCAAACCCUAAAUUAAUUCGGCGGCUCUCGUUCUGCUUGAUUGUAAGAUCUGCUCUAGAAGAAAGGGGAUUUUGUUUUCAAAACCGUGAAUUUCCAAGGGUUCGUUUGAUUGUUACCAUCAUUUGUUGCAUAUAUGCUUGUUACUGGAUCUAAUUGUUGUUUCGAGUGGAAUAACCGGACCCAAGGCGAAAUGGGCAAGGUACAGAAUCGGGUUGAAGAUGUGGAGGAAGGUGAAAUUUCUGAUACGGCUUCGGUGGAGGAGAUCAGUGAGGAGGAUUUUAACAAGCAGGAGAGUAAGAAUUUGAAAGAGUCGAAACCAAUAUCUGCUGGAGAAGGAGGAAGGGAUGGUAGGGUUUGGACGAUGCGGGAUCUGUUGCAUAAGUACCCGAUUUGCCGCGGGUAUGCAGCCUCCGGUUUGUAUAAUCUGGCUUGGGCACAGGCUGUGCAGAAUAAGCCACUCAAUGAUGUUCUGGUCAUGGAUGUUGAGCCUGAUGAAAAUUCCAAGCGAUCGUCGGCCACAUUCUUAGUUGCCUCCGUGAAUAGUAAAGAGAAUACCAGGGUUGUGAUUGAUGAUAGUGGCGAUGAGGUGGGAAAGGAUGCUGAUACUGAGAGGGAGGAGGGGGAGUUGGAGGAAGGUGAGAUUGAUUUGGAUUCGGAGCCACUUGAGAAGGUGGCAGGUGAAGCUCAAGAAGUGGCUUCGAGAGACGAUGCCAUGAAUGUCAGCAACGUUUUUGGGGCCAAUAAGGAAUCGGAUGAAUUGGAGAAGCAAAUGAAAUCGAUGCGCGAGGUUUUAGAGAGUAUCACUUCAAUUGAAGUCGAGAAAUCAUUUGAGGGAGUUUGUACCAGACUGGGCAACGCUUUGGAGAGCUUGCGGGGAUUAGUUGUGCUGAAUUGUGGUCCAACAAAGGAUACUCUGAUUCAGCAUUCAUUUACUGCAAUUCAGAUUGUCCAAUCUGUGUUUUACUCCAUGAACGAUAAUAUAAAGGAACAAAAUAAGGACGCUUUUUUGAGGUUGCUUUUUCUUGUAAAGAGCCAUAAUCCUCCUAUUUUUUCCGCCGAUAAGAUAAAAGAGGUAGAGAAAAUGAUGCUUUAUGUUAACUCCCUUGAUGUUUCAUCAAAUGUGAGGGCCACUGAUAAAGAGGAAAAAAGAGAUAUGGAUGGCAUGAAAAAGAUAAAUUCUGAUAACUUAGCUAAAUCUACCAGUAAUAUCUAUUCAACUGGCGAAAAUCUAGUUAAUUAUAAGCCGAACAUAGCAGAAGCCUUGAAGCCUGCAGGAGCUGGUUUUAGGAGCAAAGGGGCUUUGCUCCCCUUGCUAGACCUUCACAAGGAUCAUGAUGUGGACAGCCUUCCCUCACCUACACGAGAAACGGAGCCAUCUUUACCAGAAAAAAGGAUGUUAUCUGUUGGAGAUGGGAUGGAUGAAUCAGGAGUUGUCAUGGAUAAGGUGGUACCAGAUACAGAAGAUAUUAAAAUGCGUCCUUAUGAAACUGAUGUUCUCAAAGCUGUUUCUAGCUAUCAGCAAAAAUUUGGCCAUACUUCUUUCUUUCUUAAAGAUAGACUUCCAAGUCCGACACCUUCAGAAGAAUCCAGGGAUGGGGUUGAUGAAACUGGGGGAGAGGUUUCUAGUUCCUUUGCUUCUGCGAAGUUAAAACCUGCUAAUGUUCCCAUUAUGGGGCAGCCAAUUGUUUCUACUCUUCCGGGCAUGGAAAGUACCAGUGCCCAAGGGCUGGCUAUGACUAGAAAUGCUCCUCUUAUUAAUUCUAGGACUAAUCCAACAGUGAGAGGGCCAGCAAGGAGCCGAGAUCCUAGGCUUCGGGUUGGCAAUUCUGAUGUGCCUGCUUUAGAUCUGAACCAACAUCUGCCACAUGCAUUACUUAAUGGACCAAAGAUGGAGGCUGCUGGAGCUUUAUUGAAUACACGAAAGCAAAAGAGUUUUGAGGAGCCUUUUAUUGAUGGCCCUGCGCUGAAAAAGCAGAAGAAUGGAUUGGAAGGUUUUGGAGGUAAUUGGGAUGCACAAAGUGCAUCUGGAACUGGUGGCUGGUUGGAGGAAGUUGAUACAGUUAGCACUCAAACUAUAAAUCAAAGUAAUUUGAUAGGCAAUGCAGAAUCUCUCCUCAAGAAGACAGAUAACGGAGCAACUUGUUCUGGUAUGCCUGUUACUAGACCUAGUUCAACACUUACUGGAAAUGAGCCAGUAUCCACGAUUGCUUCUGGUAACACAGUUUCUGUUCCUGUUCCUUUGAAAGAUAUUGUAGUCAAUCCAAUGAUGUUGUUGAACAUACUUAAGAUGCAACAGCAGAAAUUAGCAGCAGAAACUCUUCUAGACUCUGCUGACUCUGGAAAAACACCAAUGCAAACUCUGGGUCCAAAU